Bolinopsis microptera is the source of this 992-nucleotide messenger RNA. RefSeq lists its product as uncharacterized. The coding region runs from base 18 to 785 and encodes 255 amino acids. The transcript is spliced from 6 exons. NCBI's taxonomy places the organism in Eukaryota, Metazoa, Ctenophora, Tentaculata, Lobata, Bolinopsidae. The record is from RefSeq and is a predicted model, not a curated record.
UAGGGCACGAUCAGAUAAUGUUACGACUCCUAUCCCAAAGACUGGAUCUGUUUUUUCAAGAAAUGGUUGCUUUUGCUCCAGCUCUUAUUGCUCAUCCUCUACCCUGUCUAGAUUUAGUAGUAGAUCACGUAUCUGACCAUGAUGCAACAUGUGAUAGCGUUGAUUUCAACGAUUGUGGUAUGUUGCUGAUGGGCUAUGCACCGAAGAGGAAGAAAUCUGUAAAGAUGAAGCGGAUCGAAAGAAAUAAACCCUGGAAGAUCCCGGAAGAUAUCCCCUACACAACGUGUACUGACUGCGGUGCACCGCGCAGAGUCUACUUCAUGUGUGAAGUGUGCUACGCAAAGGUGAAAUUGGCUACAGAAGAGUUACAGACACAUAUGAAAGAGAAAAUAGCGGGAAUGACAUUCCAGAGGAAAGUAGAAGAAACUUAUCUGAAAUACAAGCCCCAGACCUACGAGGAGCAAUUAGAGCCAUACCUGGAGAAGUAUACGUUAGAGAGGUUAAAACCUAAACCUGUUAAACCUAUCGGAGACACCUGGAAAGAUGAUAUUGAUGAUUAUAAAAGGUGGUAUCUGGAGGACGGUGAUCCAGUCCUGCCUCCCAAAACUGACCAAGAUGUUGAUAUGAUAUCUGAUACUGACCUGAUAUCUGAUCCUAACAUGAUAUCUGAUCCUGACCUGAUAUCUGAUCCUAACUUGAUAUCUGAUCCUGACCUGCUAUCUGAUCCUCACCUGAUAUCUGACACAGAUGCAGACAUAAUAUCUGAUCCAGCACAAAAAGAAUGAUCCUGGGUCACGGAUACGAUUAAUUUAUUAGAUAUUGAAGUCACAUGUUAUAGUUAACUAUUGUUAGGGCAACGCAUUUUCAUUAUACGUUUUUAUUGUAUAUUAUUGACCCAAACUAAACGAUACUCAUCCCCGGAAUUUGCGAAUAUUCAAUAUUUUUGUAUACCUACAAGAAGUGUGGAAGUUGAAACUUUAAACCGUUUUGAA